GUAACGUGUUGUCUAUGAAAUAUUUUCUUUCGUGAAUUAUCUAACACAUGCAAUAUGCGUAUCGAAACGUGUUAUUUUUGCUCUUCUCGGAUAUAUCCUGGGCAUGGAAUGCAUUUUGUCCGUAAUGACUCUAAGGUGUUCAAGUUUUGUCGGCCAAAGUGCCAUGCAGCAUUCAAGAAGAAAAAGAAUCCGAGGAAAGUUAAAUGGACCAAAGCUUUCCGCAAAACGGCCGGGAAGGAACUCGCAGUUGACCCAUCUUUUGAAUUUGAGAAGCGACGAAACAUACCUGUGAAGUACGACCGAGAGUUGUGGGCUAAGACAGUGGAGGCCAUGAAGCGGGUGGAGGAGAUCCGGCAGCGACGCCAGAACCUGCACAUCAUGCAGAGGCUGCGCAAGGGGCGGGAGCUGGAGACGCAGCGGGACGUGACGGAGGUGCAGCGGGACAUCAGUUUGGUGCGGUCGCCCGCCGCCGGCCUCCGGGAGCGCCUCCGGGCAGAGGAGGCGGUGGUCGUGGUCGAGCACGAGUCGGACACAGAGGUCAAGAUGGAGGAGGAGCCGGAGGAGAUCGUGCUGUGAAACCUCGUGGCCCCGUCUGUAAAUACGUCCGCAGGUGUGUGUGUUGUACUCAUCCUGUAUUACCGCCAAAUAAACUCGGCACUUUAUUUUUAA
Messenger RNA from Bacillus rossius redtenbacheri, 669 nucleotides. RefSeq names its product probable ribosome biogenesis protein RLP24 (gene RpL24-like). The record is from RefSeq and is a predicted model, not a curated record. Gene Ontology annotation, cellular component: nucleolus. Gene Ontology annotation, biological process: ribosomal large subunit biogenesis. Lineage: Eukaryota; Metazoa; Arthropoda; Insecta; Phasmatodea; Bacillidae. The coding region runs from base 55 to 576 and encodes 173 amino acids. The transcript has 3 exons.